Labrus bergylta (ballan wrasse) is the source of this 2623-nucleotide messenger RNA. The record is from RefSeq and is a predicted model, not a curated record. NCBI's taxonomy places the organism in Eukaryota, Metazoa, Chordata, Actinopteri, Labriformes, Labridae.
UCACCAUCAGCCCACAGUCAGUCGCUCUGUGCUGGGUCUGCAGGCGAGGAGUGUCCCCCCCCCCCCUCAACCCCAACGCCCGGGGUUACUCAACAAGAAGCUAUGGAUUACUUCCUGCGGGGUUCUCUUGGUUUUUAAAGCCGUUUCGGACUCUUGGAGACUUCUCGGAAACGGUGCAGGACUUCCCCGACACGAGCAGCCGUUUGAACUCGCAGCCGUUAGCUUCACGAUAUUUUACUGUUUUGAAAUCGAGCCAGUGUUUCUGUUGGUGUGUUUACGGCUGGGCAACGGGAGCGUUUCUGUGUGUCUUCUGGACGGAAAUAAUUCAAACUAGAUGAUAAAUCACUCCACACCUCACUCGAUAGUUAGCCCACUGAGGCUAGCAGGUUUCAUUUUGCUAAGCUAGCGUGGCGGCUAACUAGUAGAUAUCGAUAUUGGCAGCAGGCUAAACGCGCGUUAGCUCCCAGAGAGUCGUGUCGGGUUUAUCUUUAUUAGCUCCUCUCACCUUCUUUCUCCUACUGGAUUCGGUGUUAACCAUCCAGAGGUGUUAAACUACAUCUGUAAGGACAUUUUUGUAUGAUUGAUGAGCCGUUGGGGGACAUUUCAGUCUUACAGGAAGCCAGCAGCAGCAGCAGGAGGAGCAGGAGGAGGAGGAGGAGCAGGAGGAGGAGCAGGAGGAGCAGGACGGCAACAUAAACAACAAGAAGCGCUCUGAAGAUUUCAUGGAGUCCUGAGCUUGUGUGCCAAAACGCUUCUAAGAGAUUUGCAUUUUUUAGUUGUUGCUACAAACAGCAGCAGUGUCCUCCUCACUGAGACACAUUUCAACCUGUCACCUCCUAAUUUUCCCUUUUUCCGGUUGCAACACGUGUCCGGGUUUUAUUGUUUUCUGCUGUCACUGUGCAGCCUCUGAAAUUGGAGCAUUUCUUUUAUUUUAUUUUUUUGAAAGCGCAGUGUUUACAUUUUAAAGACACUGAAACACAUGCAGCACUGGAGAAAGACCAGUCGUCCAGGCGGAUUUCCACCAAGAGGACCAGGAGAGUCCCCCCCCCCCCCCCCCCCUCAGAGACCUGUAGGAUUUGACAGCUGUCUCCAGAAUCCAGCAUCUGGUACAUCUCUGUGAGACUAUAAAGCGAGGAAGCCUUAAAAAAACGAGAUCUCAUCUGGCCCCCUUUUUUUUCCCUUCUUGCAGCAUUUCUCUCACAAUACGCCCUGCAUGGAGAAACCUGCGUUUCUGCACUAAAUGGGAUUACAACGACGGAGAUCAGGCGGCCCUGCAUGGUGACUGUGUGUUAUUUCUGCAGUAACCUGUCACCCAAAUGUCUACCCUCCUCAAUUUCCCUUUUUCUGUCACAAUGAUGGGAGUGUGAGGGCAGCCGGAGACAACGACACCAGCCGCUCCAGUCGAUGGUCAGCCCCGCCGUCCGCUCCGCUGGGCCCCCCGUCACGCACCUUCACUGCUUCAUGUUAUCUGGAGGAGGACAUUGUUUUGUAUAAUCAUCCAAAACCAGAACCCAUCCCCAGCCCCGGGUUUUAUUUUAUUUUUAUUGAUUUGGUCGCACCAGGGUCGAAAGAUGGCGGACCUCGAAGCAGUGCUCGCCGAUGUCAGUUAUUUGAUGGCGAUGGAGAAGAGCAAAUCUACUCCAGCGGCCCGGGCGAGUAAGAAAAUCAUCCUGCCUGAGCCCAGUAUUCGCAGUGUGAUGCAGAAGUACCUCGAGGAGAGAGACGAACUGACGUUUGACAAAAUAUUCAACCAGAAAAUCGGCUUCCUCCUCUUCAAAGACUUCUGUAUGAACGAGAUCGACGAGGCCGUGCCGCAGCUCAAGUUCUACGAGGAAAUUAAAGACUACGAGAAGCUGGACUCCGAGGACGAGAGGUCGAGCCGCAGCCGGCAGAUUUACGACGGAUACAUCAUGAAGGAGCUGCUGUCCUCCUCACACCCCUUUUCUAAGAAAGCAGUGGACCAUGUGCAGAGUCACCUAAAGAAGAAACAGGUUCCCCCCACCCUCUUCCAGCCGUACAUCGUGGAGAUCUGUGACAGCUUGAGAGGGAAGAUCUUCCAGAAGUUCAUCGAGAGCGACAAGUUCACUCGUUUUUGUCAGUGGAAGAACGUGGAGCUCAACAUCCAUCUGACCAUGAACGACUUCAGCGUGCAUCGGAUCAUCGGCAGGGGCGGCUUCGGCGAGGUGUACGGCUGCAGGAAGGCCGACACGGGGAAGAUGUACGCCAUGAAGUGUUUGGACAAGAAGAGGAUCAAGAUGAAGCAGGGCGAGACUCUGGCGCUCAACGAGAGAAUCAUGCUGUCGUUAGUCAGCACGGGGGACUGCCCGUUCAUCGUGUGUAUGACGUACGCCUUCCACACCCCCGACAAGCUGUGCUUCAUCCUGGACCUCAUGAACGGGGGCGACCUGCACUACCACCUGUCUCAGCACGGCGUGUUCAGUGAGAAGGAGAUGCGUUUCUACGCGGCUGAAAUCAUUCUGGGUCUGGAGCACAUGCACAACCGCUUCGUGGUCUACAGAGACCUCAAGCCAGCUAAUAUCCUGUUGGAUGAACAUGGCCAUGUUCGGAUCUCCGACCUCGGCCUGGCCUGCGACUUCUCCAAGAAGAAACCCCACGCCAGUGU